Messenger RNA from Chironomus riparius, 819 nucleotides. The record is from the annotation of a GenBank genome assembly. NCBI's taxonomy places the organism in Eukaryota, Metazoa, Arthropoda, Insecta, Diptera, Chironomidae.
UUGAAAACAGUUGUAAUAAAUUUUGAACCAUUCAAAAAACCGUUUCAGUAGUUUUGAAAUUUUUGAAUCGGUUUUGUUUACAUUUUUCACGCUGAAAUUGUCAGAAAUUCUGUAAAAUAGUUUAAUUAAAAAUGGUGCUUCUUCCUGAUCCUGACAAGCUCAAAAAGUUUAAGCAAGAAGCUGAGAAUGCUGAUCCAAAGAAAACAAUCUUCUUUGAGCACACAGAACUUGACAAAAUAGCUAGAUAUUUUAUUGGAAAUAAUCAAAGGUUUCGAGAGAACAUAGUGAUUCCACGAACUCAAGGACCAGUUAAUAUAAGAACAAAUGAAGAGAAAACACUUGACAAAAUUAUGGAAUCUUGCGCCUUUAAAUCAAUCAUGUCUUUAGUCAUUGGAUAUGGUUUAGGAGCUGCAAUCGGUCUCUUUAGUGCUUCUGUAAAUCCUUCAAUUGCUGCAGAUCCAUCUGCACCUCAUUUAGAACGAACACAAACAGUUCGAGAGAUUUUAAAUGACAUGAGAAAGACGACACAUUCGUAUGGUAAAAAUUUUGCAGCUAUUGGCUUCGUUUUUGCAGGUGUCGAGUGUCUGAUUGAAAGUGAACGAGGAGUAACUGAUUGGAAAAAUGGAACAUAUGCUGGUGGUGUGACUGGUGGAUUAAUUGGCUUGAGAGCUGGUGUCAAAGCUGGAAUUUUCGGUGCUGCUGGAUUUGCUGCAUUUUCGACAGUCAUUGACUAUUACAUGAGACAUCGUCAUUAAGGAUAUUCAUUAAUAAUUUAAUAGUAAGUAGCUGAUAUAAAAUAAAGUAAUGCUGAAAACUGGA